UUUUACCACCUUUGCCGGCCUACACUUCUACCCCCUUCCUGCCUACAGGGCACUUCUACCCCCUUCCUGCCUACAGGGCACUUCUACCCCCUUCCUGUCUACAGGGCACUUCUACCCCCUUCCUGUCUACAGGGCACUUCUACCCCCUUCCUGCCUACCGGGCACUUCUACCCCCUUCCUGUCUACAGGGCACUUCUACCCCCUUCCUGCCUACAGGGCACUUCUACCCCCUUCCUGCCUACAGGGCACUUCUACCCCCUUCCUGCUUACACCUUCCCUACCCCCUUCCUGCCUACAGGACACUUCUACCCCCUUCCUGCCUACAGGACACUUCUACCCCCUUCCUGCCUACAGGGCACUUCUACUUCCCCCUUCCUGCCUACAGGGCACUUCUACCCCCUUCCUGCCUACAGGGCA
This is a messenger RNA of Staurois parvus, 417 nucleotides long. The record is from the annotation of a GenBank genome assembly. Lineage: Eukaryota; Metazoa; Chordata; Amphibia; Anura; Ranidae.